GGGCGCCGGCGCCAGCCGCAGAAGUGGUUGGUGGAGCAAGCGGGCAGGGCGGGCUGCGAGCCCAAGGCCGGCAACAACAUCGAGAUCGUCAGCACCUCGCAGACAGCCAAAGUCAUCGUCUCUGUCAAGGACGCCGUGCCCACCAUCUUCUGCGGCAAGAUCAAGGGCCUGUCGGGGGUCUCCACCAAAAACUUUUCCUUCAAAAGGGACCUGCCCCAGGACUCGGUGCUGCAGUGCUACGACGUGAAGAGCCCGCCCGAGCCCCGGGACAGCGCCGAGGCCCUCAGGAAACCCGUCAAAAACAGGAAGGUAAAGCUAAAGAAAAUGAACUCGCCGGAGAUACAUAUUCUUCCAAUCAAGAAGCAACGGCUCGCUGCCUUUUUUCCAAGAAAGUAA
This is a messenger RNA of Pygoscelis adeliae (Adelie penguin), 396 nucleotides long. It is a transcript of the gene RAI2, whose product is annotated as retinoic acid induced 2. The annotation marks the transcript as partial. Gene Ontology annotation, biological process: animal organ development. The transcript has a single exon. Gene Ontology annotation, cellular component: nucleus. Lineage: Eukaryota; Metazoa; Chordata; Aves; Sphenisciformes; Spheniscidae. The record is from RefSeq and is a predicted model, not a curated record.